This is a messenger RNA of Closterium sp. NIES-65, 1737 nucleotides long. NCBI's taxonomy places the organism in Eukaryota, Viridiplantae, Streptophyta, Zygnematophyceae, Desmidiales, Closteriaceae. The record is from the annotation of a GenBank genome assembly.
AUGUCCAGUCAGCGUCUUGUCCUAGGCCUCCCACGUGUCUUGCCGUCGCUGCCGCCUUCGCUUGCGCCGCCGUGUGGUCCCUGCGUCGAGGGUCGGCUGCGCGCCACCCCUCACUCCUCCUCCCUACGUCCGGCCACCGAGCCUUUUGAGACGCUUCACUUGGAAGUCUGGGGCCCCGCCCCUCGUCUAGGCCCUGAGCGUGAGCGUUACUUUCUGGUGGUCGUUGACGACUUCUUCCGCUACACCACAGUGUUCCCUCUGGCGAAGAAGUCUGAGGUGACUUCUACGCUGAUCAGGUGGUUGCUCACCACCAAGGACACUCGUGGUCGUCGUGUCAGCUGUCUCCACUCCGACCGUGGGGGUGAGUUUCGCUCCGGCAUUCUCGCUGGAUUCUGUCGCGAGCAGGGCAUUCGUCAGUCCUGGACGCUUCCAGAGUCCCCACAGCAGAAUGGGGUUGCUGAGCGCCGCAUAGGCCUGGUCAUGGAGAUCGCCCGCACCUCCUUGACUCACGCCUGUGCCCCCCAUUUUCUGUGGCCCUACGCGGUCAGGUACGCCGCGCACCAGCUGAACCUCUGGCCACGUGUCUCUCGACCAGAGGUGUCACCGACCAGUCUUUGGACAGGGUCCCCUGGUGUUGCGUCGCGGUUUCGCGUCUGGGGGUGCUUGGCUCUUGUCCGCGACACCUCCGCGGACAAGCUCUCGCCUCGUGCCGUCCCCUGUGUCUUCCUUGGUUUUCCUGAGGACUCCUCUGACUUCACCUUUUACCACCCUCCCUCUCACCGGUUCUUUGACUCCCGUGACGUCCGUUUCGAGGAGUCCACUCCGUACUACGUCAGGUACCCCAGUCGAGGUGUGUCCCAGGCUACCCCUCCUCCUUCGGUAGCCCCUCCGGUACAGCCUCCCUCCCCACAGUCCUCCUCGCAGCGUGCCGCUGGUGCUAGCUCUCGAGAGGUUGGUGCGGCGCCUGUUCCUGUACCGGUUUCUGGUUCUGGGGGUGCUGGAGUUGGAGCUGGAGUUGGUGCUGGAGUUGGCACUGGAGUUUUUGGUUCUGGGGGUGCUGGAGUUGGAGCUGGAGUUGGAGCUGGAGUUUCUGGUUCUGGAGUUGGAGCUGUCCCGGUGGGUGCAGAGGACUCUUGUCGUCCGGGAGCUGGUGCUGGUCGCGCGGCCACUGGGGGUGCUGCGUCUGGGGGUGAGGGUGCGCCUCCUUCGGGUUCAGGUGAGCCUGGGUCUGGAGCUGGUGUUAGUGCUGCCUCUGGGGGUGGUGCGCCUAGUUCUUCUGAGGUGGACUCUGGAGCUGCCGCUGCUUCGGACACUACUCCACCCCCCCACCCCUACCCGACUAGGUACCAGGCUCGUGUUCGCCGUGCCCGUGACGAGCAGCUGGCGUUGGAGAGAGAGGAGAGGGAGUUACAGCGGCUGGAGGAGCAGCAGCAGCAGCUGGACCCGCAGGAGCAGCAGUCCCAGCAGCAGCCGCGUCCGCAGCAGCAGCAGUCGCAGCCGCAGCAGCAGCAUCCACUUCCUCCUCCUGUCUCGGGUCUUCGGACCCUUGGUCUCCCCUCCCCUUCUCCUCCCUCCUCCGUCUCUCCUCAUGUCUACGGUCCCACAUUUCCUCCUCCUGACUCCUCCCCCUGCUGUUUUUCCCAGUUCUCCGCCUUUGUCCUCUCCUCCUCCGUCUCGUUCUUGGGCUACUCGUCGCUCCCCUCGUGCUCGUCCCUCGUCUCCUGUUCCCUUCACUGA